UGAUGCUCAGUGUAGCAGAAUUGCAGUGCACUGGACUGGACAGAACGGGGAAGCAGCCACACUGUCAGUGAGGGUGGGGUCCGGCUACACUGAAAGGCAAAACACUCACGGUGGAAAAAAGGAAUAAGGAGAGAAGAGGAGGGCGAGCACCAGAAGAGGAACACAACAAGGGAUGAAAGGUGACACCCCUGUGAACAGCACCAUGAGUGUCGGUCAGGCAAGGAAGCUGGUGGAACAGCUGAAGAUUGAAGCUAGUUUCUGUCGGAUCAAGGUAUCGAAGGCAGCCGCAGACUUGAUGGCUUACUGCGAUGCCCAUGCCUGUGAGGACCCCCUUAUCACCCCGGUGCCCACUUCAGAGAACCCCUUUAGGGAGAAAAAGUUCUUCUGCGCUCUCCUCUGAGCAUUAAAUCGACAAGAAUUGAAUUAGCCUCGUUUAGAUGAUUGAUUUGUGUAUGCUCACACACACACACACACACACACACACACACACACACACACACAUACACAACACCAAAUAAUGUGAGUUUAAAAUUUCUGAAGCUGGAAUAUGAUUAUUCGAAUAUAUAUUAACAUCCAUAAGUUGUGAGGACAUUUUGUGCUACGCUGUUUCUUCGUGAUCUUUGAGAGACGUUACGUCUCCAUUUUAUUAGGCAGGUGUACAUUAGGUAGAAAGCAAUGACGCAAACGUAACUAUACUACAUGGUGUAAAUGGUGAACACACACAUACUACACGCACAUAUGCAAGCACAUAAUUUUUCUAACCAAUGAAAAUGAAAAUUUCUGUGGUUGGAUGUUUUUAUUAUUAUGGUUAUUUUAAUUACUCAAUCAAGUAACAUCUUUUUUUCUCCCCCACGCUCUAUAAAAUGUAUAAAUUCCUUAUGCUUUUAUUCUUGUUUUUAAGUAUCUCUGUAUGCGUGUAUAUUUCAGUCAAGGGAACGAAAGGUGGGUUUUUUGGGGGAAUUGGCCAAACCGAGACACAUUAAUCUAUAUAAUAUUUACACUUAAAAAUCAUCUGCAACACAUGCCAACGUUUUUUCUGAAAUGGAAAUAGCCAACAGCCGUCUCACAUGCAGAAUAAGAGAUGACUGUUAGCUAAUAAAAAGAUCAUUGUUUAUGAUACCAAACACUGUAAAUUCUCCCCUAAAAAACCCUUGUGAUCAAUUUGGGGUUUCAGAAAUACUGCAGACAAAUUUAAAUGAAAAAUAAAAGAUAUCACCAAGAAA
Messenger RNA from Silurus meridionalis, 1223 nucleotides. RefSeq names its product guanine nucleotide binding protein (G protein), gamma 3 (gene gng3). Lineage: Eukaryota; Metazoa; Chordata; Actinopteri; Siluriformes; Siluridae. Gene Ontology annotation, biological process: G protein-coupled receptor signaling pathway. Gene Ontology annotation, cellular component: heterotrimeric G-protein complex. The coding region runs from base 173 to 400 and encodes 75 amino acids. The transcript is spliced from 3 exons. The record is from RefSeq and is a predicted model, not a curated record. Gene Ontology annotation, molecular function: G-protein beta-subunit binding.